This is a messenger RNA of Acanthoscelides obtectus, 4254 nucleotides long. NCBI's taxonomy places the organism in Eukaryota, Metazoa, Arthropoda, Insecta, Coleoptera, Chrysomelidae. The record is from the annotation of a GenBank genome assembly.
UCUUCCAUGAAUUGCAGACAGGUGCAGGUGGCGGCGGUGGCGCCCUGGUGAACGGCGUGUCCGUGAUAGAUGUCUCCAGUGCGCUGGAGCAAGCGGCGGAUUCCAGCAACGAGAGCACGAGCGGCGGCGGUCCGGCAGGCGGCGCUAGCGAAUCCGCGACAGGCGACAGCAGCGUCGUCGACGAUCAACAGCAGCUGCGGCGGCCGCAGCUGACGCGAUCGCGGCGGCCGGCUCGCCACAUUUCAUCACAGUCACAGUGGCUGAGACAGGUGACAGUGUGGCGUCUCAUCAAGGAUAUCACAUUCAGUACGUCGAACCCGAAAUCUACGCUUCACAAAAUGGCGGUCAAGCACAAAUGGCGUACCCGGUGUAUACAGUGGGCAGCGAUUCCACUCUGUACCCGAUCGCGGCCGCUGCGGCGGCCGCCGCGGCCGCUCAGUCAGGCGGGGGCGGUACCGGAGGCGGGCAGCAAACGCAACAGCAGCAGUACUACGCGACGGCUGCCGGAGGAGGCGGUGCUACGGUGGGAUACGCGACCACAGGCCCGGCGGGACAGUACGUCGUCCAACAUGCCGUAGAUGCGGAUUCACUUAUGGGAUCGAGGGUUUCGCCGCAAACCACGGGAGCGGAUUCGAACUAUGUAGCUACAGCGACUGUGCAUGCCGGUCAAACGUCUGCUCAAGUGGUCACUGGCGACGAUAUUAGCUCAGCAAUGGGACACGCUACAAGAGUAUCGCCAGCUACAGUCCAAUGGUUAUUGGAGAACUACGAAACUGCAGAAGGCGUCUCAUUGCCACGUUCUACCCUUUAUGCCCACUAUCUGCGUCACUGUGCCGAAAAUAAACUGGAACCUGUUAACGCUGCUUCUUUUGGGAAAUUGAUACGCUCAGUGUUUCUAGGCUUGAGAACACGAAGGUUGGGAACCAGAGGUAACUCGAAGUAUCACUAUUACGGCAUCAGGGUGAAACCGGGUUCGACAUUGAUGAACAUGGAAGAGUCCAGCGGAAGAAUGGUUCUGGCCGCAUCUGGAAGCAACAGCGGGAAAGCUCACGGAACAGUUAGACCGUUCAAAAGGAACUCUGACUCUAACGAUUCCAUGAACAGUGGUCUCACGCAACACGCUAGCUUUUUAGGCGACGGGAGUACCGCAAUACCAGCAUUCCCGGAAAUCCGGUUGCUAGAGCCUCUACCGGAAGAGUGCGUCAGUUAUGAGGACGUGGACACCCUAAAAUCGAUCUAUAGAGAACAUCUCGAGGCGUUCCUGGACGCGAUACUUAGCUUGGAAUUUGCCACGGUCGAAUCUUUAUGGAGAGAAUUUUGGAGAUCUCAGUACAAUAAUAAUAGCGACGAAUGCGAAGAGGAGAAAUAUCUGUCGAAGGCAAAACUGUUCUGCUUGUGCAGUUACGAGCCGGUACAACAGUUCAUGAGACAAGUGGAUUUGGUGUUCUAUCAGAACUUGAUACAAGUGUUGGUGCCUGACGUGUUGAAACCCAUACCGGCCACUUUGACGCAGAGCAUCCGAAACUUCGCCAAAAAUUUAGAAAAUUGGUUAACGAGCGCCAUGGCCGGAGCUCCACCGGCGAUGCUGCAAAUCAAACUGACUGCUGUUUCGGCGUUCAGCUCCAGUUUGAGACGCUACACGUCUCUAAAUCAUUUGGCGCAGGCUGCCAGGGCCGUACUGCACAAUAGCAAUCAGAUCAAUCAGAUGUUGGCCGAUCUGAACAGGGUGGAUUUUCAUUCGGUCCGUGAACAGGCCUCCUGGGUUUGUCAAUGCGACAACGACAUAGUAGCGCGUUUUGAAAACGACUUCAAGUUGACGUUGCAACAGCAAAAUUCGUUGGAACAGUGGGCGUCGUGGCUGAAAAACGUGGUGAAAAGUGCAUUAAAACCGUACGAAGGCAAGCCGAGUUUCUCAAAGGCUGCCAGGCAGUUUUUGUUGAAGUGGAGUUUCUACAGUUCUAUGGUGAUAAGAGACCUGACCCUGAGGUCGGCUGCAAGUUUUGGAUCUUUCCAUCUGAUCCGGUUAUUGUACGACGAGUACAUGUUCUAUUUGAUCGAGCACCAAGUUGCUGAGGCCACCGGAGUAGUGCCUAUCGCAGUCAUACUGGAAGGAAUCAAACAAGACAUAAUGGACAACAACUUGAGCGUGUACGGCAGCGAUCCAGUCAGUUUGAGCAAAAUGCGGUGCGUGAGUCCGAGCGAGUGCAAGCGCGCGAAGAUUAGCUAGCUCAAAAAGCGCAUCAAGGUCGUACCGUUGCGAUGCUGUCGACUCGACUAGAGGUCGUACGAUGUUCCAGUUCCAGUACCUUAUUGUUUGUUUCACCUUUGGAUCGAUCCGUUCUUUACAUUGGGACCACCAUACGUUUCAUCGUUUAAUCACAACUUAAAUGGAUGAUUCAUUUAUAGGCACUUUUUUAAAAACAUGUAAAAGUUGAUUACAUUCAGUACACAUAAAUGAAUUACUCGUUACGAUACUACGCAGUUUUUUCAGCGAAUUUGCGAUAAAACAGCACCGACAACGUAUAAAAGAAGUUGAAGUUGUGUCCUGUCACGUUUUGUUUGUAAAUAGUGGCUUUUGCAUGAAAUAAACAGUCAUAUGCAGCUCUGAUGGAAAGAAACAUCGAGGACGACGGCGGCGUUCUAUCAAAAUCUGCAAUAAAAUGUAGUUUUCCAUUAAAAAAAAACAUUUUUUUUGUCAGCUAAUAAAAGUAAAAACAUUUUCGUAGGCUACAUUUAUUUUUUUAUAUACAUUGCGUAAUAACGGAGUUAUCGAUCGAGUUCUGUAAAGUGGCAAUUUUGAGAUUUGCCGUUGAUAGUUCGACACAAGUUUUGAAUUCUAUGAAUUUUUUUACCAGACCGUUUGCUCAAAAAUUGAUUUGAACCUUUUAGGUAAAAUCCGCCUUAACCCACUCGACUUUGAAAAUACGCUGUUUUUAUUGAAAAUUCUCCUUAUCCAGUCUUUUGUCGUACUAGAAAUAUUGCCUCAUUUUUCCACAUCAUCCUGGAAGUUGCAGAGCUGUGUAGUAUCGUAUAAGUUUGUGGUUUCAUUCGGUUUUUCUCUAUUUGACACUGUUCCUCGGGUGUUGCUUAAUAUAAGAAAUAGUGCAAUCUUUCUCAUUCAUUUUGAUGAAAAUAUUGUAAGUGCCGUCAAAUUCGUGUGACAAAUAAUAGUUGUAUAUAAAUAUAUUAGAUGUAUUUGUGUCACUUAUUUUCGUUGGUAGCAAAAGCGAGUCUUCGGAGCAAGCUUGCGAUCAACUCGCGUGGUCAGGAAAGAUUUUUUGUUUAGUGCAUAAUUCUGCGUCGCCGUAACAUUUAAAAAACGUUCAGUUAAAAAAAUUACUCAUUAAACUUAUUAAAGCAUGACAUUUCAGGAGAAAAAGAAACUGGGUUUACUUAUCAUAUUCAUUUUGACUAAAUCGUGAAUUACGAGUGUCAAGGUCUGCAAAAUUGAAAAACUUUUUGCCAAUUUUAUGACCUUGAAUGUGACAUCAAGGUAAUUUCAAGGUCAACGACAUUUUUUAAGUGGCCCCAUAAUUUUGACGCCGGAAAUGGAUAAAGCGGAACAUUUUACGUCGGUAUGAUGAGUCCUUAACAUAUAAAAGUCAUGGUCAAGGUCUAAUAUCGGUGAAAUGAACCAUGAAAGUAAAUUCUACCCAAGCAUGGUCUUAGGUUUUUUCUGGAUUCGCGACGGUGACAUUGAAUUCGACCUUGACCUUCAAGGUCAUUCCAAGGUCAAGUCUAUUUUUUAAUUGAAAUAUGAUUUCUUUAAGGCCCUCACAGGUCUUAAGUUUGAAAUGCCCUUUGAGGUCAAGGUCAAACGCAAGGUCGCUUUAAUUUCGAUAAUAUUUUCCGGAUAAUUUCAAGUGAUUCUCAUUUCACUGACGAAUUGUGAGCAGUAGCAUUUGCGGAUAGAUUAUACACUAAACUAAGAAUCUUUCCCCAAUGACUUUAGUUAAUUUAUUUAAUUUAUGGAGUACUAAUUUAUUUUCAGUACCUUAAACUGACUGACUUUAUUUUGUUAUGUAGUUUAAUUUGUUGUCUUCUGUUUGCCAUAAUUCGCGCCGCCGACUUGUAGAAUAUUACUGUAUGUUAUCGAUGUUGGAUAUUUUUCUAUGAUAAAUGUUUUUACGUGAGCGAAAACAUUCAUUUUGUAUGGAAAAUCGUCAUUCCAACAUUUCUACGAAAUUAUCUACGCGUACUCGAUGCUUUUUGGUUGGAAAGACCUAUAUACAGGGUGUCCCAGAAGUCGACGUC